AUGAUCAUCAUCAGGCUACUCGUAUGGCUUUUACAAGCGUGCAAAAUAGUCCAAUCUGCAGGGGUGGCGGCUCAUUUGACGCUUUUGGCGCGAACAAGUGUACCCAGUGGUUUACAACCUUAUCUAUCGCAAUUGAAAGCCGGAACUUUCUUUCCUGACGCUUUUUACAGUUGCAAUACGAAUAAAAAAUGGCAGCAGUUUUCGGAGUGGGCACAUUGGCCACCUUUUUUGAUCUUGGGAUCCAAAUUGUGGCAAGAACGCUAUAAAAACGAUCAAGAUUGCGAUAAUUCUAAAAGAUUGAAAGCAUUUUUAAUGGGCGUAUUUGUUCAUCAAGUGACUGAUGUGUCUUGGCAUUCGUUGGUGUCGGGUUAUAAAAGUCAUGGAUUAAUCAAGGUUCUAGCAGGUCUCGAAUUUGAUGGUGACUACCAGGCGGCACACAACUUUAUUGACUCGAUGGGAGAUUUUUUGAUUUUAGGCCAGAUUUUAACGGAUUACUCCACUGAACAAUGGGCAUACUACACUGAUCAAGAUUGGGAAUUUCCAGUAGAAGACGAUCUUUUGGAGCUUAUUCGUAGAUCUGGGGUAAAUGACAUGCAUUUAUGGGAAAUCAACACCUGUGUGAGAAGAGGAGCGGCAGCUCUGGCCAGUGAAGUCAUUACUAUGGCACAACGCAAAAACCAGGUCCUCGAGCUAGCCUACGGAAUAUCUCCAAGAGCACGAGAGCUCAUGCAGGACCAUUGGCUGGGUGGAGAAAUGAAUUUAGCAGCUAUGAUUAACAAAUGCCUUCCCACAUUCCUGUCUCUUUUCGAGAAUGAAGAACUAAGCAUUGACGACAUGGCCACUCUGAUGGAGCUCUGCGGCUCAUUACCGUCCGCAAAGAAGUUGGCACCCGUUGAAAAAAUGUCGCUACAGACUCAACAUCAGAGUGACGGUUCACUAUUUGUCUCACCCUUAAUGCCCCUGUCGUUGUUCGGAUCUGAUAUCGCUGUGGGAAGGUUUCAAAAAAAUGCUACCUCGCUGGCAAUUAGUGCGCCACUAGAAGAGACCGAGGGAUCUGUUUACGUGAUUCCCUGGAAUGAACUGACGGGUUUGAAUCUCAAUGUUGCUGAAAAGCCGCUCACUUCAACCUAUGGUGCACGGGUACAUGCAUAUACCCAUGGUUCGGUGGAUUACCUCGUGGUAUCCGCUCCCGGUGAAAAUAGCAUUUAUUUUUACGAAGAUGGGCUCAAAAAGAUUACCUUGAGCGAUACCAGAAGUUGGGAGAGGCAUCAACUUUCAGUAUCCUUGAUUGGGGACAUUGAUGAUGACGGAAUUCCUGAUUUGAUCCUCACAGGCCCUCGUUAUGGUUUGAACGAAACAGGCGUUGUGAUGAUUGUUGAUGGACGCGAAACAGUCGAUUACCUUCGGGACUCCAAAGAACAUGAAUUGGAGCUGCAUGAUAUGGGAACUUUGACCCUCAAAGCUCCUCUUUCGGAGGCCUUUCAAAAUUAUGGAUCACAGCUAGCCCUUUCAACUGCAUCGAGCGUGAACAGACUACUUUACGUUGCGGCACAAGGUCUGGGCGUGAUAUUUGCAUAUUCGCUGAGAACGCUACAUCAGAACGCUUUACCGAGUUAUUACAUCAUUGACGAAUCUGUUGUUCCUUUCGAAGUGGACGUGCCCCUCGACCUGCAUAUAAGAACAUCUUCCCAACACGGUAUGUUCGGGAAGGAAAUGAAGACUUGGAGGUUUGAAGGUAAAGGGUUUGUUGCAAUCUCUUGUCAUUUACAAAACAAACUUUUUAUCUAUGAGGAAAUAGCCGGUGCCUUGACUUUCCAUGCUGUAUUGGUCUUGGACACGUCAGCCGACCCCAAGACUGUGAAGGCAGCGGUGGGAUUCGGGACUUCUCUCGAAUACGAUGACAAGAAUGACAGACUUCUCGUCUCUUCUCCUGGAUUGUUCGAGGGCACAGGCGCAAUUUGGGGAAUUAGCAUGAUCGAGAUAUGGCAGUCAGUUAAAAGAUGGAAACUUACUACCAUCUUGGUGACGCCUGCUAAACAUUUGAUAAGCCUAAAUAAUGGCGUAUCUGGAAAAGGAAUUCCAGAUUAUGGGAAAAUCAUUAAAAUGGGACCAGACGGAAAGCUUCUGGUGGGAGCCCCGCGGUACGGGUAUGGAGAUUUCGGUGAUCAUCAACUCUCAGGUGGGAUAUAUAUCAUAUGA
Molecule: messenger RNA, 2199 nt
Organism: Lachancea sp. 'fantastica'
Lineage: Eukaryota; Fungi; Ascomycota; Saccharomycetes; Saccharomycetales; Saccharomycetaceae
Source: the annotation of a GenBank genome assembly